Brettanomyces bruxellensis is the source of this 675-nucleotide messenger RNA. RefSeq lists its product as uncharacterized. Bases 1 to 675 code for a protein of 224 amino acids. The transcript has a single exon. Gene Ontology annotation, cellular component: RNA polymerase III complex. Gene Ontology annotation, biological process: transcription by RNA polymerase III. NCBI's taxonomy places the organism in Eukaryota, Fungi, Ascomycota, Pichiomycetes, Pichiales, Pichiaceae. The record is from RefSeq and is a predicted model, not a curated record.
AUGAGUUGGAGACGAGGGCCCAGAAUUUUGUUACCGUUUGGAUUGGAUUACGCUGAUGUGGAGCAGACUGCUGAAGGUGAGAAGCUUAAAUUUGUGUUACCGAUCAACGGGAAGCCAACUGCACUUGAAGAUGAGUGUUCGAAACAGUUUUUAAAUUUCACAGAUUUGAUGAAAAAUGGGGUAUUCUAUACUGGAACAUUGGAGAGCUUAAAGGUUUCAUCAAAAAAAAGACAUGUCACUUAUUAUGAAGGUGGCGUGAAUGACGGUCUUUCCAGAUACUCAGAUCGAUUCAGGAAGAAAAUUAAAAUAGGAAGAUCCAUUAACGAACAUCCGUUUAUAUUGGAUAUUUUUCCACAAGAACUACGUUCUGUUAUGACUAGAGGUGACAAAAAGCAUGGAUCACUACAGUUGACAUCGUAUUCAAAAGACAGCAAAAAGAACAUUAAGAAACUCAUUGAGAAAACGAAGGAGGAAAAAAGAAAUGAAAUUCAAGAACGUCUUAAUAAUGUUGAAGGUAACGACUCAGAGGUUGAGAAACACUCGGAGGAGGAGGAUGAUGAUGAACAAUUUGAGGAUGAUUAUGAUGAUGAUUAUAAUGCCGAAAGAUACUUUGAAGAUGGUGAUGAUCUAGGAGGUGAAGAAGAAGAUGCUGGGGAUGAUGAAGCGGCCUUCUAA